This is a messenger RNA of Miscanthus lutarioriparius, 1674 nucleotides long. Lineage: Eukaryota; Viridiplantae; Streptophyta; Magnoliopsida; Poales; Poaceae. The record is from the annotation of a GenBank genome assembly.
AUGGCCGCGGCGCUCGCGAGCUCGCCGCUUGUUCACCUAACCGCCUCCCGCCUCCGCCUCCCCAGGUCCCGGGCCUCCGCUUCGAGCUCCGCUCCAGGAUGCUCGAGUGGCGUGUGCCUGGGAUGGAGGCUGACGGUCGGGUGGAGGACCGUGAGGCGGUGUGACCGGCUUCGAUGCUUCUCCACCGACGGGGGCGGCGGGGAGGAGGGGGAGAAGCAUGGCGAGGAGGAGGCCUCGGAGGCCCCGGCCUCGGCCCCAGCGGAGACACAGGUGGGCGCCGCGGAGGAGCUGGCGUCCGAGCGGAGCCGGUCGGGGAGCUUUUCGUCCUCAUCCUCGUCGUCCGGGACUCCUGGUGUAUCAAGCGAGCCACCACUGUUGAGUUUUAGUGUUGAUAAUAUCGAUACAGUUAAACUGUUGGAACUUCUAGGCCCGGAAAAGGUUGAUCCAGUUGAUGUCAAGGCAAUUAAGGAAAAACUCUUUGGCUAUACGACAUUCUGGUUGACAAAAGAAGAACCCUUUGGUGAUCUCGGUGAAGGAGUUCUUUUCAUUGGGAAUCUCCGUGGGAAGAGGGAGGAAAUCUUUGCAAAACUUCAACGGCAACUGCGUGAACUUACUGGUGACAAAUACAAUCUUUUUAUGGUGGAGGAACCUAAUUCAGAAGGGGAUGACCCACGUGGGGGACCACGUGUUAGUUUUGGUUUGCUUAGGAAGGAAGUUUCUGAGCCUGGACCUACUACCCUAUGGCAGUAUGUCAUUUCUCUGUUACUUUUCCUUCUCACUAUGUUCUCCUGCGUUGAACUAGGAAUUGCAUCAAAGAUUAGCAGUCUUCCACCAGAAAUUGUUUCAUAUUUCACUGAUCCAAAUGCUACCGGACCCCCUCCUGAUAUGCAACUUCUGCUCCCAUUUGUGGAAUCGGCUUUGCCAGUGGCUUAUGGUGUCUUGGCUAUCCAACUAUUCCAUGAAAUUGGACACUUUUUGGCAGCAUUCCCAAAAAAUGUGAAACUAGGCAUUCCUUUCUUCAUUCCAAACUUCACCCUUGGAACUUUUGGGGCAAUUACUCAGUUCAAGUCCAUUCUUCCGGAUCGAAAGACAAUGUUUGACAUAUCAAUGGCUGGUCCUGUGGCUGGAGCUGCACUUUCCUUUUCAAUGUUCUUUGUAGGCUUAUUACUCUCUUCAAAUCCUGUUGGGGCAAGUGAUUUAGUGGAAGUACCUAGCCAACUGUUCCAGGGUUCAUUGUUGCUUGGACUUAUUAGUAGAGCUACACUUGGAUACAGUGCUAUGCAUGCUGCUACAGUUUCGAUCCACCCUCUUGUGAUUGCAGGCUGGUGUGGUUUAACUACUACUGCCUUUAAUAUGCUUCCUGUUGGAUGUCUUGAUGGUGGAAGAGCAUUACAGGGUGCUUUUGGCAAGGAAGCUUUGUUUGGAUUUGGCCUCACAACAUACUCAUUGCUUGGACUAGGAGUGCUUGGAGGACCACUAUCUCUUCCUUGGGGUUUGUACGUGCUAAUAUGUCAGAGAACACCAGAGAAACCAUGCUUGAACGACGUAAGCGAUGUUGGAAGUUGGAGGAGGGCGGCCUUGAUAGCUUCAGUGUUUCUUGUUGUUUUGACUCUCAUUCCGCUGUGGGAUGAACUCGCGGAGGAACUAGGUGUAGGGCUUGUUACUUCGUUCUGA